Nerophis lumbriciformis (worm pipefish) is the source of this 2709-nucleotide messenger RNA. RefSeq lists its product as uncharacterized. The record is from RefSeq and is a predicted model, not a curated record. Lineage: Eukaryota; Metazoa; Chordata; Actinopteri; Syngnathiformes; Syngnathidae.
AGGAAGCCUCGCCCAGUUUGUUCGAGUGUCCUUUCGCUUUACAGUAAACUAGCCUUCUUCUGCAAACAAAACACGUUCAUCAGCGCGUCAUGUUGCUCGCAUUCCUUCUCGCCUCUUUGGUGUGUGGUUCCUACGGAAUAACGCAAGAAGAGUUGUGCUUCGGCCAAACGUAUCGCUUCCCUUUCCAAUACACGCCGCCUUUAUUUACCGGGAAGAUAUACUUCACUCCGAAGGACUCAGGAAGCAGAAGGCUACUGGUUGACAAUGGCGAGGUGAAGGACCCGCGUGUCAAAGUGAAGUUCUCUUCAAUGUCCCUGCAAGACUUGACAACACAAGAUGAGGGAAUUUUCUCAGUCCAAAAUAAUGAUUCCCCCAGCAAUAUUGUCUCUCUGAAAAUAUUAGACUGUGCUGACAAGGUGGAAAGAUAUUACCAUGGGAUGUACCGCAUCGAACUUCUUAGUAGUGUGCACACUCUGGAAUUCACUCCGAUUGGCAAGCCGGACCAAACAACGAUCCUGUGGAACCGCACCGACCCUCAAGGCCGUCAGGCAGGCAGGGGCCAGUUCAAGAACGAUUAUUGGGAGAUUUCAGAUCUCACACAGGACGAUAACGGCUACUACAACUUGAGGCGAAAGAGCCACGCGUUGUUGUCCAGGAAAAUGCUGACAGUCACAGAGCAGAGCAGAAGCCAUGAACCCAAGGAGGGUGCGACUUGUUUCAUACAAUACCCUUCUUCCUUCGUUCCAUGGGACGUCACCUUCACUCCGAGUCGGGAGGGGGAUCACAAAGAUCUGAUGAGGGCUGGAAAUUGGGAUUUUAAGCACCGACUCCACCCGGACAGUUACGGCCUAGAAAUCUUUCCUGUGGAAAGCAAAGACUCUGGCCUCUACGAGUUCCGGGACAAAGAUGGCCACUUGGGGUUAUUGGCCAGUGUGGACGUGGAAGAGGCUCACACUCCUGCAUAUGUUUACGUCAUCUUGUUUGUCGUCUUCGUUGCGGGGGUGGCGAUCUGCUGUUGCUGCGUCAGAAGAUGCUGCUGUAAAAAGAAAGCCUCCAAAACAAACACUCCUCAGUUAACAUCAAAUACGCCAAUAACGCCUGCUGUGUAUUACCACGGCCCAACUCAACCCAAAGGAACAAGUUACUCUGUGGCGCCACCUGCUGCAGCUUUCUCAUAUCAGCCGAGUCCUGCUCAUGCAGCAGUUCCAGCGCCUGCAGCCCUUCCCGCCUAUCAACCCUACACGCCGGUCAGCGCUACGGAACCUCCUGCAACAGGACCACCUAUGUUCAACACAGUGGUCGUCCAUCCCAGCCCAGGGCAGCUUGAGACUGUUGUUUCAGGCGGGCAGGACUCCGCCCCAGCCCCGACCUUUGGAUCCGGUUUCCUAUCGUCGGACCCCGGGCCCAGGUUUGAACUCAAAGGGAUGAACUUUUCCUCCGCCCUCAGCUCGGACGCCGACGUCGCCAACGUUUACACCUCCAGCAAGCUCAGCUUCAAGUGAGGGGCCCAGAAUGUCGGGUGGGGGAGGAGCCGCACGCUGCCAGGUGUAUCCUUCAAAAACAUGUGUGGCUUUCUUCCUGCAUGAACAUACGUCGUCGUCCUCAGUGUUUCUUGUUUUUGUCCUGCUUUCAAUGGACACUAAGAUACAACUCAGUGGCGUUUUCACCGUGCAUACAGUGGGACACUUACCCACACACUGCAUACAGUGGGACACUUACCCACUGCAUACAGUGGGACACUUACCCACUGCAUACAGUGCAUACAGUGGGAGACUUAGCCUCACAGUGCAUACAGUGGGACACUUACCCACACACUGCAUACAGUGGGACACUUACCCACACACUGCAUACAGUGGGAGACUUACCCACUGCAUACAGUGGAAGGCUUCAUGCCUCGUUCUUCCACAGCAAAGUCAUUGAAAAGGGAUGUUUUUAUUAUGUACCGCUUUGGAUUCUCUGUCCGUCAUGGCUGAAAUAUCCUUUUAUUCACCCCUUCGAAGAAUGACAAACACAAUAUGUCUGCAUAUAAAUAUACAGAGUGAGGCAAUUUUACAGUCGUCCCUUGUUUGUCACCGUUAAUUGGUUCCGGACACGACGGUGAUGAAUGAAUUCCGCAAAGUAGGAAUGAUUAAUGGAAUCUUUUAUAGCUAGGGCCUAAAAAAACAUUUAAAUGCGUUUUUCAACAUUAUGACAUCCCUCCAGACAUGAAAUAACACUUCAAAAAAAGAGUUGACAAAAUGUAGGAUUUUAUUUAGGAAAAUAAAUAAUAAAAACUAGUGACAUUAUCUGUCCAUGCAGCUAAGUUAAUUUUACUUGAUAAGACAUCCUAGAUUAAAAUGUGUAUGUAUAGAAAUUAGCGGGAGAUAUAAAUGCUCAGUGGGCCUAGUGGUUAGCGUGUCCGCCCUGAGAUGGGUAGGUUGUGAGUUCAAACCCCGGCCGAGUCAUACCAAAGACUAUAAAAAUGGGACACAUACCUCCCUGCUUGGCACUCAGCAUCAAGGCUUGGAAUUGGGGGUUAAAUCACCAAAAAAUGAUUCCUGGGCGCAGCCACUGUUGCUGCCCACUGCUCCCCUCACCUCCCAGGGGGUGAACAAGGGUGAUGGGUCAAAUGCAGAGGGUAAUUUCACCACACCUAGUGUGUGUGUGACAAUCAUUGCUACUUUAACUUUAAUAGGUGUUUUUUUCCGGAUUACAAGCAUUAUUAGGGCC